Messenger RNA from Pteronotus mesoamericanus, 1357 nucleotides. RefSeq names its product SYF2 pre-mRNA splicing factor (gene SYF2). The coding region runs from base 64 to 801 and encodes 245 amino acids. The record is from RefSeq and is a predicted model, not a curated record. NCBI's taxonomy places the organism in Eukaryota, Metazoa, Chordata, Mammalia, Chiroptera, Mormoopidae. Gene Ontology annotation, cellular component: post-mRNA release spliceosomal complex; Prp19 complex; catalytic step 2 spliceosome. The transcript is spliced from 7 exons.
CAUCAAUCGGAAGGCCAACGGAAGUGCCAAGUUGUUGCCGGAAGUGGGGAGAGGGAGGUUGUAAUGGCGGCUGCGACUCUUACCGAGAAGAUGCGGGUGGAGAGCGCGGAGGAGGAACAACCCCUCGCGACGGCGGAGGAGCUCGCGGCCCAGAAGCGCGAGCAGAGACUGCGCAAAUUCCGGGAGCUGCAUCUGAAGCGGAAUGAAGCCCGUAAAUUAAAUCACCAGGAAGUUGUGGAAGAAGAUAAAAGACUUAAGUUACCUGCAAAUUGGGAAGCCAGAAAAGCUCGUUUAGAGUGGGAACUACAGGAAGAAGAAAAGAAAAAGGAAUGUGCAGCAAGAGGGGAGGACUACGAGAAAGUGAAGUUAUUGGCGAUCAGUGCAGAAGAUGCAGAAAGGUGGGAGAGGAAAAAGAAGAGGAAAAACCCUGACCUGGGCUUCUCAGAUUAUGCUGCUGCCCAGUUACGCCAGUACCAUAGAUUGACCAAACAGAUCAAACCUGACAUGGACGCAUAUGAGAGGCUGAGAGAAAAGCAUGGAGAAGAGUUUUUCCCAACAUCCAACAGUCUUCUUCAUGGAACACAUGUGCCUUCCACACAGGAAGUUGAUAGGAUGGUCACAGAUCUGGAAAAACAAAUUGAAAAACGAGAUAAAUACAGCAGGAGACGACCUUAUAAUGAUGAUGCAGAUAUCGACUACAUUAAUGAAAGGAAUGCUAAAUUCAACAAGAAGGCAGAAAGAUUCUAUGGGAAAUAUACAGCUGAAAUUAAACAGAAUUUGGAAAGAGGAACAGCUGUCUAAUCUUCUCCAGGAACUGUUUUUAGAAGCUUGAGAAUGGGAUGAAGAUUUCUGUUAGCAAAUUGCAGUUCUAUUCAAAGUUAUACUAGUAAACCAGAACAUACUCUAUGUCUUCCCACUCAGAAUUUAAAAUAAAUGUUUUUUUCUUAAACAUAUAUUUCCAUGUAUAUUUCCAAAUUUUUGUGCUCGGAUAUAAGAUGUAUUUCUUGUAGCGUAUUUGUUUUUUAAUAAUCUACUUUGUAUAAAUUCUAUAAUUAUAUUAUUUUUCUAUGUAUUUUAAAUGUGUGGUUAUUUAACCUUUGAAGCAUUUUGGGCUUAAGAUUGCUGGUAGCAAAUGUAAAUUCAGUCUUGUUGCUUUGAGUAAUGUUAGGAAUUUGACAGACUCUGGAGCUGGUCUCAGGAAUCAUUUGGGGUUGUAGACUCUGAAGCUAAGGACAGGGAUGAGGAAGGUGGCAGUCGCAAUGGCUCCUGGAGGGCUGGUGCAGGCUCUACUGGGCUGCUUAUGACCAAGUUCAGGAAGUAACAGAACUGUCCUGUGAAUAUUGACCAUGUACUGUUC